This is a messenger RNA of Lepidothrix coronata (blue-crowned manakin), 1710 nucleotides long. RefSeq names its product DnaJ heat shock protein family (Hsp40) member A1 (gene DNAJA1). Gene Ontology annotation, molecular function: Hsp70 protein binding; ATP binding. Gene Ontology annotation, cellular component: cytoplasm; cytosol. Lineage: Eukaryota; Metazoa; Chordata; Aves; Passeriformes; Pipridae. The transcript has 8 exons. Gene Ontology annotation, biological process: response to heat; protein refolding. The coding region runs from base 127 to 1320 and encodes 397 amino acids. The record is from RefSeq and is a predicted model, not a curated record.
GGGGCUGCGGGACCGGCCCGAACUUUCCAGAAGAGUCGGGAGCGGCGCCGCCAAGUGCGGGAUCUCCGCCCGCAGCCCCGGCCGCCUCCCGCCGCCGCUGCCGCCGCCACCGCCGCCACCGCCAUCAUGGUGAAGGAGACCACCUACUACGACGUGCUGGGCGUGAAGCCCAACGCGUCCGCCGAGGAGCUGAAGAAGGCCUACCGCAAGCUCGCGCUCAAGUACCACCCGGACAAGAACCCCAAUGAGGGCGAGAAGUUCAAGCAGAUCUCCCAAGCCUACGAGGUGCUGUCAGACCCGAAGAAGAGGGAGCUGUAUGACAAAGGAGGCGAGCAGGCCAUCAAGGAGGGCGGCUCCGGGGGCGGCUUCGGGUCCCCCAUGGACAUAUUCGAUAUGUUCUUCGGCGGCGGAGGGAGGAUGCAGAGAGAGAGACGAGGUAAAAACGUGGUCCACCAACUGUCAGUAAGUUUAGAAGAUAUGUACAAUGGUGCGAUGAGGAAACUUGCACUGCAGAAAAACGUUAUCUGUGACAAAUGUGAAGGUCGUGGUGGCAAGAAAGGGGCAGUAGAAUGCUGCCCUAAUUGCAGGGGAUCAGGCAUGCAGAUCAGAAUUCACCAGAUCGGGCCAGGAAUGGUGCAGCAAAUCCAGUCUGUGUGCAUGGAGUGUCAGGGGCACGGAGAGCGUAUCAGCCCCAAGGACCGGUGUAAGAGCUGCAAUGGCAGGAAAAUUGUUAGAGAGAAGAAGAUCCUAGAAGUGCACAUUGACAAAGGAAUGAAGGAUGGUCAGAAAAUAACAUUCCAUGGUGAAGGGGACCAAGAGCCAGGUCUGGAGCCAGGGGAUAUUAUUAUUGUAUUGGAUCAAAAAGACCAUUCUGUAUUUACAAGACGAGAUGAAGAUCUUCUUCUGGCUAUGGAUAUUCAACUGGUGGAAGCACUCUGUGGCUUUCAAAAGCCUAUCACAACGUUGGAUAACAGAACUAUCAUCAUUACCUCCCAUCCUGGCCAGGUAGUUGAGCAUGGGGCUAUUAAGUGUGUGUUGAAUGAAGGUAUGCCAAUUUAUCGCAGACCAUAUGAAAAAGGACGUCUGAUCAUAGAAUUCAGGGUCAACUUCCCAGAGAGUGGCUUCCUCUCCUCAGACAAGCUGUCUUUACUCGAAAAACUGCUACCUACAAGGCAGGAAAUAGAAGAAACCGAGGAAAUGGAACAGGUGGAUUUAGUGGACUUUGAUCCAUCUCAAAAGAGAAAACACCACUAUAAUGGAGAAGUGUAUGAAGAUGAUGAGCAUCAGCCUAAAGGUGGUGUUCAAUGCCAGACAUCGUAAAUGGGCCAGUGAAUAACUUGUGAUGCUUGUUUUGUAUGCAGUAGUGGAUGAGUGAAGGACUACAGACAGUUCGCCCUCACCUCCUGCUAUAUGUUGUUCUAUCCAGCCAUAGUUAUUUCUAAAAGCAUAAAGGAAUAAACUAAAUAAUUAAACUGACUUUGCAAUUUGUAUAAAGCUCCAGGAUGCAAGCUCCAAUGAAGUUGAUUGCACUUCACCCCUGACUCUUGGUCCAGAAAACUCCCUUACCUGCUUGUCUUUUCUUCCAAACCUUGUAAUUCCUGUAUGUGUGCAAUUGCCCAAGCUUAAACUUUUAAGAUUCUGUGGUGUGCUUUUUAGGAAUUUUAGAUCUUAUACUCUGUGAAUAAAGUAUGCACAAGUACUUACAAUCCA